UGAGGGUGGCAAGGGUUGCUAGUUUGGGUAGGAAAAUACAUGAUUGAUCAUGAACGAUACCGACUUGGUAGAGGCCAAGCAGGACGCGCGCUGAGAAGGGUAGUGACGCGUGUUGUAUGUCUGUUGAUGUUGGAAGUCGCGACUAGGCUGACGCCGGUGCUUGGCCAAGAGGGUUCCACCCAGCCACGUGCUAUCAUAUUCCGCAGCGCGACUUUCCAUGGCUGCUUCAGCAGUACACCCCGCUUUGACCUAUGGCCCAAGCGUUAAUCUCUAUAUACCCUCAACUUCUGCAGCGCUCAGUGAGUACACACGUGGUUACAGUCAAGUCUUGGAGCGGAAUUACGUCCUUAUUGGCGCGAGGUUGUCCACGCUUAGUCGUGCUAUCGGCGCCCGAGCAGCUAAUAGCAGCCAUUGCGCGACGUUCGCUUUCCAUUGCAGUGGCUUUCCGCAGGUGUUAGGCUGUACUUGUUCCGACCUGGAAAAACUCAUAGAUGCUUGUCAGCGAAGGGUGAAGUGGCACCAUUGUUGUGUUCAUGUUUGUCUACACUCACAGAUCAUAGGUGCCCCACAUGCGAUCCAGGGAGCUUGGGGCACACUACUUUAUCUAACCUUGGAACUACUGGCAACAGUUGUUCUCCGUCCGGCAUCAUCAUUUCUGGGAAUGAAGUAUCAAUUCAUUUUCCUGUUGUCGCAGCUUGCGCUUGCACCUACAAGUUCUCGCUAUUGAGCUCCAAGUCCACCUGGUGGGGCUAGGUAUACUUUGCAGCCCCUGGGCCACUUUUUCGCACAGAUUACCCCAGCUUCGGCAGUGACAAGUUGGACAACAUGGCGCCCAUUGCUCUCCGAAAGUGGUUCGAUACGCCUCUGACAGAACAUAUGCUGUGAACCCAGAUGCCGAUCCUGUUCGACUCACAGUGGAUGCCUACAAUGAGGUCACUCUGACGCCCUCACAUCGCGAAAAGAGUCUCUUAGAUGUGGCUCACGAUUUCUUCAUU
Molecule: messenger RNA, 995 nt
Organism: Alternaria alternata
Lineage: Eukaryota; Fungi; Ascomycota; Dothideomycetes; Pleosporales; Pleosporaceae
Exons: 2
Coding region: 218-727 (169 amino acids)
Source: RefSeq, a predicted model, not a curated record